Rana temporaria (common frog) is the source of this 3140-nucleotide messenger RNA. It is a transcript of the gene EXOC3L4, whose product is annotated as exocyst complex component 3 like 4. Gene Ontology annotation, biological process: exocytosis; exocyst localization. NCBI's taxonomy places the organism in Eukaryota, Metazoa, Chordata, Amphibia, Anura, Ranidae. The record is from RefSeq and is a predicted model, not a curated record. Gene Ontology annotation, molecular function: SNARE binding. Gene Ontology annotation, cellular component: exocyst.
AAAUGCAGUUAAUGAUUAAAGGUGAUUUGUUGUUUCCCGGACGGGUGUAACAUGACACUUCGCCUAAACAGAAAGUGAAGGUACAGCUAUGCAGGUAGGAAGAGACCUGAUUAUCAUACAUUGCCCUUGUGCCUCCCAGAUGACAAGCUGGACGGUUCUCGAGAUUCGAGUCAAAACGUCUUCCUUCCACCGCAAUCCAACAACUUCUGGAUCAACGGCAGAGACAUACAGCAUUUAGAUAAGGCAUGGAGCCAUCACCUCCAAACUCUCACAAGAAACCCAAAGAAAACAAAGCCGACGCCGGAAGAAAUGGCGCAAACCCAUUUCAAGAAGCUAAAGUAGGAGGACAGAAGAGUCCAGGUUUACCAAAUCCUUUUGGAAGCUUCAGAUUCAGUAAAAAAAGUGUAAACAAAGCAAAUGACAUCGAACUGCGAAGCACACCAGAGAAGUCAAUAGCUGGAAAAGAUGAUGAAGAUCCAAAAAAAGGAACAAACCCAUUUGAAGAUCCAGAACCAAAACCGAGAGAGAAAGGUCCAGGUCUACCGAACCCUUUUGGAAACUUUAGAAUCAGCAAAAAAAGUCCAAAGAAGAAAGGUGAACGACAAAACUCUUCAGAAAACGAGCCAACCGUCGGGAGGGAUUUCAAGGACAAAGACCAGAAGGACAGAACCAGCUUGGUUGACGAGCCAGAACCUCAAGCAGGAGAGAAGAGUCCGGGUUCGUCCAAUCCGUUUGUAGACCUUAGAAGCAGUAAAAAAAGCAUAAAGACAGGAAAUGACACCCAACUGCAAAGCUCACCGGAGAAGUCAAAAGUUGGGAAAGAUGCCAAAGUCCAAGCUCGAAGAGAAGGAGCCAAUCCAUUUGAGGAUCCAGAAUCCAAAACCGGAGAGAAAAGUCAAGGUCUAACCAACCCUUUCGGAAACUUUAGGAUCAGUAAAAAAAAUUCGAAGAAAGCGCAGGAAGCGGAAGAACCCAACUCUCCAGAGAAGGAGUCAACGGCUGGAUUUGGCCAAACGUCUAAAGACAGUAAGAAAAAGCGUCACAGCCAAGCGGAAAAGUUGAACUCUCCAGACAAGGAGUCGUCCUUUGGCCAGCUGGGUGUACGAUUAAGUAAAAUAUAUCAUAAGAAGCACGAGCAUGCAGAAGAACCAAAUUCACCCGAUAAAAAGGAGUCCCCAGGGGGGUCGGGUUCUCUGGUCAACAAACUGAAAACUAGCAUGAAGGUGAAAAAGAAAAUAGACUUUAAUGAACACGAAGGAUACAAUAAAAAAGAUGAACUCGGGCAAGAGGACAAGAUGGAAGCUGUGGAGGAAGAAGAAGUACUUUUAUCAGUAAUGCAAAUCAAUGAACUUAUUCAUGGAAGACAGCUUCAGAAGGCCUUCAGAAGUAUAAAAUUCAUGGAGGACAAACUGAUAGAGGAGAGUCAGGGCGACAACUACUACGAAAAUAUAACCGAGUUCACCAUACGAGCCAAGGACGUGGACUUGUUGUAUGGAUCUCUUUUCAACAUGGUAAGGUCCAUCGUGAAAGAAACUCUGGUUCAGGAAGUGGAUGAUUCUUUGGUGGCCACUCUGGUGCACGUUAUUGAGAAUGAGACCAUCGUUCAUGAAAACACAAGCGUGCCUUUAGGAAGUUCAGAGAUCAUCCUUGGCCAACCAAGACGAUGGAAACAUCUGUGGAGAGAAGCGGUCAAAGACAGUGUGGUCAAACGAGUAGAGUCGGUGCCCCUUAACCCGAAAGAGGAGAGCUGGCUUCCAAAGCACCUGGAGACCCUUAAGGCCAAUACCUUAAUAGACUUGAUAAAAGUGAAGAACUCUUUAAUGUCGCUCUAUCCCGAGGACUACAAGGUGUGCUCCAUCUAUCUCCGGAGCUUCCAUGAUGCCCUGUCUUCCCAUAUACAGAAGAAUGUGGUGACCUAUGCCUCGGAACUGAGUCAGUUGUACAGCCUGCUGAACUUCACCAUGAAGAAGUAUAAAAGCAAAGAAUUUAUGGCCAACCCUGAACUUCACCCGGAAAUGAACGCUGCCACCCUCCCGCCUGUGAUAGGUGGGGAAUGCCUUGAAAAAUUAAAGAAGGAUUAUAACACCGCUCUACAGGGAAUCAUAAAAAGAUAUUAUCACAACAUACUAGAGAUGGAGAAGAAUAAAUGGGAAAAGGAGGUGGAGGUAGAGGAGGAGACAUUCGAGGAACUUCCACUUCACACCGACAUAGAACAUAUAAUUGGGACGCAUGUCAGAGAAUCCUCCAAACUGUCCGAGGAGCUGGAGAGAUCCGCCUUUCACAUUUGCGUGGAGCACCUGGGAUCCUUCUCCACAAGGCUACAAGAAACCUUCAUGGGGUGGUCAGGGAAUAAUUUCAAGCUUCUGUCCAUUCAGUAUUCGGUGGUCUACAUUAACAGCUUAACAAAACUACGGAAAUGGCGUGCCGGGCGCACAAAUAUCUGGUGAAGGAAUACAUUGCACAGAUAAUGAAGCGGAAGGUGAGCCUCAAUCCACUGAACCGGAAGAAAGCGGCUGAGAAAAUGAAGGAGGAGUCCAAACUGUUCAAUUCAGUCGCCGACGAGAUGGGAUCCGACCGGGAAGGGCUGUUCGAAGUAAUUUCCUGCAUUUCUGAAAUCAUUGGGUCAAAGAAAAAGGAGGAAAUCAAACCUAAACUGGAAGAUCUGCAUCACCUUUACCCAGAUGUCAGCGAGGAACACAUCUUGUGUAUUUUACAUGUUCAAGGCACCGGGCGCAGCAGAAAGCUUCUAGAACAUUUCCAUCAGCUGCAGAGAAAUCGCCAACCUCCAAAUGAGCCCGGGGACCGGCUGUUCUCCGAGAUAGACUGCGUCACGCAAGUCGCCUGUUUUUCCUGCAAUUUUAGUGCUCAGUUGGACCCGUGAUCACUUGGUACCGGAGAACCGCCAUUGGAAGGACUUUUCCCCAAUGGAACUUUUCCCAGAACUUCCAACUUUCAAGCAUUUGAUGAAAGUUCUUUGACUAUAAAAAAAACACAAGAAUUUUGGGGGGGGAAGAGCGAACCCGGGAACCCGGACGGGCCGUCACCCCUGCAAUAUCAAGCUGUGAACUUUGAAAUUUGUGAUUCAAGACGUAAUAAUGCCAUGGAUUGGAUUUCAAAGAAUAAAAUAUUAUAAGCUAUAA